Molecule: messenger RNA, 2976 nt
Organism: Pocillopora verrucosa
Lineage: Eukaryota; Metazoa; Cnidaria; Anthozoa; Scleractinia; Pocilloporidae
Product: serine/threonine-protein phosphatase PP1-gamma catalytic subunit A
Cellular component (GO): nucleus; cytoplasm
Molecular function (GO): protein serine/threonine phosphatase activity
Source: RefSeq, a predicted model, not a curated record
CGCCAGCGGAGUCUCUUUGGGCGCCAUCUUGAUAUUGAAUUGUGUAGUUUGUAGAAUCUAGAUCCAUCGAGCUUUCUAUCCACUUGUUAACUAAACAUUUUUGCUAAAAUAAGUUAUUUUAAAGAUAGAAAAAGCUCUAUAGGUUAUGGCUGAUGGUGAAAAGCUUAAUGUCGACAGUAUUAUUCAGCGACUUUUGGAAGUGCGUGGCUCAAGACCAGGAAAGAAUGUACAGCUUACAGAGGGAGAAAUCCGAGGGUUGUGCAUCAAAUCAAGAGAAAUCUUUUUGAGUCAGCCAAUUCUUCUAGAACUCGAAGCUCCUCUCAAGAUUUGUGGAGACAUUCAUGGACAGUACUAUGAUCUCCUUAGACUGUUUGAGUACGGCGGUUUUCCACCAGAAUCAAAUUAUCUCUUUUUGGGAGAUUACGUUGAUCGAGGAAAACAGUCGUUGGAGACGAUAUGUUUGCUUCUAGCUUAUAAAAUCAAGUAUCCGGAAAACUUCUUUCUCCUUCGUGGAAAUCACGAAUGUGCGAGUAUAAACCGCAUUUAUGGCUUUUAUGACGAAUGUAAAAGAAGAUACAACAUUAAGUUGUGGAAAACUUUUACGGAUUGCUUCAACUGCCUUCCUGUUGCUGCGAUUUUGGACGAGAAGAUAUUUUGCUGUCACGGAGGUUUAUCGCCCGAUCUGCAAUCUAUGGAACAAAUUCGCCGCAUUAUGAGGCCGACCGAUGUCCCUGACCAAGGAUUAUUAUGUGACCUGCUGUGGUCAGAUCCAGACAAGGAUGUCCAAGGAUGGGGUGAAAAUGACAGAGGGGUUUCCUUUACCUUUGGUCCAGAUAUUGUAUCCAAAUUCCUUGCCAAACAUGAUCUGGAUCUUAUUUGUCGAGCUCACCAGGUUGUGGAAGAUGGAUAUGAGUUCUUUGCUAAGCGGCAGUUGGUAACCUUGUUUUCAGCUCCAAAUUACUGUGGAGAAUUUGAUAAUGCUGGAGCCAUGAUGAGUGUGGACGAAACCCUUAUGUGUUCAUUUCAGAUUCUAAAACCUGCCGACAAGAAGAAGUUCCCCUAUGGAGGGUUGAACUCCGGCCGACCAGUAACCCCACCACGUGGAGGACAACAAGGAAAAGGGAAAAAGAAAUGAUACUUGUACCAUAAGAUAUUUGUUCUGAACUGUAUUAUAAUAUUGUUAUACAACCUAGUUAUUUUCUAGAGUAGCAUGGAUAGAAGUUAUGAUAGUAUACACAAUUGAAAUGUCGUGUAAUAAAACAGAACAGGAUGCAGAGAAGAGAUUAUUUCAAUGCAUACGAUGUGAGCAAGCUUGUCCAUAUGAUUAUAUUCUUUUUUCCUUUGCCGUUGAUAUUUUUUAUUUGUAGGAUAGAAAUUUAGUUCUUUGUCAAACUAUUGCUGUAAGUGCAUCACUGAAAUUUUCAGUGAGACAUUUGUCGAAGUUGGAAUGUCAGGAAAUUAUGACUUCAAUAUAGGCACAGGUUUGAGGCAAGACCUCAUAACUGAGGAAGUUUUGGUAUCUCCACAAGACAAUUAUGCAAAGAUUCAUGUAAGUUCUGGCAGAUAGCUAUGUAUAUACAACAGAAUGGAAAUCAAGUCAUUAUUUGAGUUAACCACAGCCCUAGAAAUUCUAGAACUUCUGCUUAACAGAUAUAAUACUUUCACACUUUCAAAGCAUACUAUUGUGAAAUAUUUUCUCCACACUCACUCACCCCUCCUCCCCUUACUAGAAUAUACUUUAAGCCAUGUUAGGCUGAACUUUGUAUCCAUACUACAGAAAGCCAAAUCAUUGGAGAAGUGUAAAAUAGUAGCAAGGGAAUUUUGCUAUCUUUUUGUAACAAAUUGAAGAUAGGUUUUGGGUUUAAUGGGAAAGUAUUACAUGUAGUUUAUUUUAUGUAUAUGAUUUAUACCUAUAAUUGUGUGAAAUUUCCAUCAACCUUUCCUGCAGUACUUGAUCAUUGCAUAGAACUAUUAUGAAUAGUAAAAGAUAAGAACAGUGAUUUAUCCAAGAUCUUGUUGCUGCCUUAGAGGAAUUAAUCCAAACAAGAGUAUUGUUGAUGAAAACUGACUUCAACUUCAAUUCAUUUUACGAUCCUGUAGUAAUUUUCAAUAGAUGUUAAUGCAUGGUUACUACCCCUUAUAAACAAAUGGUCCUGGAUUUGGGAAAAUAUUCUCAUGCAAAAAAAACAGAUGAAGCUACAGUUUUUCUCUAAGGAUCAUAUAGUUGCAAUGUUUUGAAAUUAAUAGUUUUAACUCCUGUAUGUGUUAGUGUAGGAUUUGUAGAAGGGAAGUGACUAAUUAUUUUUUUGCCUGGGUUGAUGAUUAUUUGAUCAUCAUGGUUGCAUUCUGUGUAACCUAGUUAUUCUAUACUUGUGUCAAAAGUACACUACACAUUUCACUUUACAAUAUUUUCCCAACUCAGUCUUUUGUAAUAAAAGUUACCAUUGUUGUUACUUCAAUGCAAACUUGUGAUUGUGAUUGUUAUUUCUCUAAGUUUAAGUUAUGAUUACUUCAAGAGAAUAUUUUAGUGUUGUUUUAAUAUCAAUGAAUUUAUAUUUAUAUGAUGAGCUGAAUUAUGAAAGGAAUUUGAUUGGUACUCAUGAUCUAUUGCAGGACAGAUGUACAGAUAAUGCCAUCGAUAACAACAUUCUGCCUUUAUAUCUUGUAAAACAAAUAGAUUUCAUGUUGUUGUGGGUCUCAGAAUAAUCUAAGAACAUCAGUGACUUACUUGGCUGCACUUUGUGUGCUAUUUUUUUUUCUGGCCACAUUUUGACUUCAUCUGUGAUCUAUCAAUGAAUAGACACACACAACAUGGAAUCUACAAGCGAAAGUGACGAUUGGCCAUAAUUGUGACUGUCAGUAAAUUUGUCAAUGGUUUCAAUACAACAAUGAAAUGUUUCUCCUAUUUUAAUCCAUCACUACCAGUUAUUUUAAUUAUGUACAUAUAAGGGAAUAAAAUUUGUAUAGAUUACAUCA